CUUCCGUUCAGGUACCAACUCAUCCCGACCAACCAUGCGUUCUACGUGGACAGCCUGCAUUGCCCGCCUGAUCUUAGGGAUCGGACUCGGAUCGCCCGUUCUCGCAGUAUCGGCGUCCCAUGGCAAAGUUCUCACCAGCGAGGCUCAGUUGCGCUCUUCCUACGACUAUGUGAUUGUUGGUGGAGGGGUUUCGGGUCUGACUGUGGCUAACCGUCUGUCGGAGAAUCCUAAAAACAGUAUUCUAGUCAUUGAAGCAGGUGACUUUGAUCAAGAUGAAGACUAUAUUGUCAUCCCCGGGUUAGCUGGUGGUGCGAUCGGCACAAAAUACGACUGGAACUUGACAUAUGUGCCAAACCCAGAUGCAGCAGGCCGCGCUCCUUCGAUUCCACAGGGCAAGGCAGUUGGCGGCUCCAGUCUCCUGAACCGCAUGGUGUUUGACCGUGGCUCCAGUGCUGAUUAUGACCGCUGGAGAGCACUCGGCAAUCGUGGUUGGGGAUGGAAAGAUCUUCUCCCGUACUUUAAAAAGAGUGAGACUUUCACUCCCCCGGAAGAUGCGAUUGAGGCUGAAUGGAAUGCAACCUAUGAUCCAUCUGUUCACGGCUCGUCUGGUCCCAUUCAAUCGAGUUAUGCUCCUUGGAUCUGGCCUUCUACAAAGCACUUCAUCAGUGCCCUAACAGGCCUCGGUAUUCGUAUUCCCAAGGACGCUGCCAGUGGGGAUGCCGUGGGUCUGUAUUUCAGCCCUCAUAACCAAGAUCCAUUGACGGUCUCCCGAAGCGAUGCCCGCAGGGGAUAUUGGGAAGCGGCCUCCCAUCGACCUCGUCUUAGUCUUCUUGCAGGGCGAACAGUCAGUCGACUCAUAACCAAGCAGACUCCCCAGGGGCCCACGGUUACAGGGGUAGAGUUUGUCUCAUCCAAAUGCAAGAGCCCAACUGUCGUCAAGGUCAGCAAAGAAGCGAUUCUAGCAGCUGGCGCUAUCCACACGCCUCAGCUUUUGCAACUUUCCGGAAUCGGCGACCCGGCCAUCUUGUCGCCUUUGAACAUUUCCACCGUGGCCAAAGUUCCCGGCGUCGGUCGCAAUCUCCAGGACCAUGUCUAUGUCCCUGUCGUCUUUUCUUUCGACUUCCCUCUGACAUCAGCAAAUCUCACCUCGAACGCCACAUUUGCCGCAGAGUCCCUAGAUCUAUACAACACGCACAAGACAGGCCCCUACGCCGACGCAACAGGCGACUUUCUCGCCUUCUUAUCCACAGACAGCUUUACAUCUCAAAGAGACACCCUACACAGACUCGCCAACGCCCAAGACCCCUCCACAUACCUUGACGCCGAUACCCCGGCCAGCGUCAAACGCGGGUACGCCGCACAGCACAAACUCCUAACCGCGGGCCUCGCAGCGACCAACCAAGCCCAAAUCGAAGUCCUCUGGGCAGACGGCACCUUUGUCCUUGGCCUGCAGCACCCUUUCUCCCGAGGCAGCGUGCGGCCCGCCGCGGCCUCGUCGACCGAUGGGAAUCCACUGGCUGCCCCCCUCGCAGACUCCGCCUUCCUCCGCAACCCGAUCGACAUCGCGAUUCUCAUCGAAGCAAUCAAGUUCGCACGCGCCGUCGCGCACACACCAGAGCUUACUGCAUUCAACCCCGUGGAACUCGUUCCCGGCGCCGACGUGUCCUCCGAUACGGAUCUGGAGGCGUAUAUCCGGGGCGCUGCCGAGUCGCUGUUUCACCCGUCGGGGUCUUGCUCCGUGGGGAAGCUGGAGAAUGGUGGUGUUGUCGAUACGGAGUUUCGGGUGCAUGGGGUGCGUGGGCUGAGGGUUGUUGAUGCGAGUGUGUUUCCGAUGUUGCCGGCGGCGCAUAUUCAGAGUUCGGUUUAUGCUGUUGCGGAGAAGGCUGCGGAGGCCAUAAAGUCUUCGUGA
Molecule: messenger RNA, 1909 nt
Organism: Aspergillus calidoustus
Lineage: Eukaryota; Fungi; Ascomycota; Eurotiomycetes; Eurotiales; Aspergillaceae
Source: the annotation of a GenBank genome assembly